Pseudopipra pipra is the source of this 3763-nucleotide messenger RNA. Its product is annotated as TYRO protein tyrosine kinase-binding protein-like. The transcript has 4 exons. The record is from RefSeq and is a predicted model, not a curated record. Bases 949 to 1962 code for a protein of 337 amino acids. NCBI's taxonomy places the organism in Eukaryota, Metazoa, Chordata, Aves, Passeriformes, Pipridae.
CGGGUCAGCGUGUCCAAUCAGAGCGAAAAGGGGCGUGACCCGAGGGUCGUUAAGGUCCCGCCCACGGCGGAAAUUUAAAGGGACUGCAGCCCCGAAUUCGGGGCGGGGCUUAAACGGGAGGCGGAGCUUGUGGAAGGGCGGGCCUUGACGGAAAAAGGCGCGGUUUGACGGAAAGGAGCGUGGUUUGGUGGAAAGGGGCGUGGUUUGGUGGAAAAGGGCAUGUCUUUAAGCAGGACCUACCCAAAACAGGGUGUUUUUUGGGGUGUCACGAGGCUCCAGGGAGGGUUGGGGGGGGUCAAAGGGCCGCCCAAUCAGCUGCCAAGCCCGCGGUGGGUGUGUCCCCCUCAGACUCCUCCCUCUGACGCCCCUCCCCCGUCUCCAGUCGCCGCCAUGGGCCCCCCCAGGACCCUCAGCCUCGUCCUCCUCCUGCUCGGGGCAGCGAUGGCCGAGAAAGCCCCGCCCAGGCCCCACCCCCCUGAGCAGGACUCCGCCUACCAGGAGCUUCAGGGCGCUCGCGCGGACCUUUACAGCGAGCUCAAGCGCUGAGCCACGCCCCCUCCCCGCCCACUUCGCCAAUAAACCGCUCCUUUUGCCCGUUUUGCUCCGAUUUGGCCCCCCAAAAAAUAUAAUUCUUCUUUUUUUUCCCACUUCCGGGUUCGAGUCGUUGGCGGAAAGGCGCUGUCGGGUGACGUCAUCCCGGCGCGCCGAAAGCGGGGGGCGCGGGGCGGGCGGAAGUUCCCCCAGCGCUUCCCCGGCCAUGAUGGCGGCGGGGGUGGCUUCUCCCGCGGCCGCUCCGGGAGGCGCCGCCCGGGAGGUCUCGCAGGGCCCUCGGCUGGCCCGGCCGUGCCCGCGGGGACCGGCGCCGGUGCCGCGGGGGCGGCGGGAGCCGCUCCCGGCGCGGGGGGAGGCGGAGCGGCGGCAAAGAGCGGCGAGGAGCGGCUGAAGGAGAUGGAGGCCGAGAUGGCGCUGUUCGAGCUGGAGGUUUUGGGGGCUCCAGGCCCUGCCCCCUGGGACCUGCUGGCCCCACCCCCCAUCCUGCAGCCAAUCAUCGCCACCAACACCUACCAGCAGAUGACCUUUGACCCCCCGAAAAUGAUCCCGACCCCCCGAAUGUCCUCCCAAUGUCCCCACAAUGUCCCCCCAAUGUCCCCAAUGUCCCCCAAUGUCCCCACAAUCUCCCCCAAUGUCCCCCCAGUGUCCCCCAAUGUCCCCCCAAUGUCCCCAAUGUCCCCCAAUGCCCCCCCCAAUGUCCCCAAUGUCCCCAAUGUCCCCCCAAUGUCCCCCCAAUGUCCCCCCAAUGUCCCCAAUGUCCCCAAUGUCCCCAAUGUCCCCAAUGUCCCCCCAGUUGGAAAUGUUUGCCAUCAUCCAAACACAGGUACAACUCACAGCUGUCCCUCCUCACGUCCCUCGCAGGUCAGCAGCGACAUCCUUGGAGGAGCCUCAGGAUUGCUCCCUGCAGUGAUCCCUGCUCCACCCUUGGAAUACAGAGCAAAAUCCCAGGAAUGCUCCGUGCCUGCAGCUCUCCUGCUCUGGGCUGUGCCUCCUCCACACAGCUUCUCCUGGGAAGUUCUCUGCAGCCCAGCACAGGAGGAUCCAGCUCUGCUCGCGGCCCUCUGCUCCUGGAGUCGUCGAGAAGCAGCUGCAACAAUUCCCCGAGUCCCAUUCCCGCCUUUUGGGACGUUUCCUUGGAGCUCCCUUUGUUCUGUGACGUUCCAGAGCGAGGCUAUAGGGAUUUGUCUCAGUUUGAAGAAACUGGAAUGUUUGUUAAAGAGGAUGAGUUAUGAGAUGGACCAAACUCUCUCUCUCUCAGCAAUUGUAAAUUCAAAACUUAAGGGGGCUUUAAUCGAGGAAGUGUGGAAGAAAAGAAGAAAUAACAACCCUUUCUUAUUCGUGGCCGGGCUUCACCAGCGAAGAUUUGGGAAGGGCUCUACCCACAUUUAUUACAGGCACGUUGGUGGCUAAAGAGGCCAAUGCGAGAUAGACACGUCCGGUUGCAAAAGGCACACCAGAAAGACUCCUUAGGUGGUAAAUUCUGCAAGGCACGAUUCUUUCGUUGUCUUUUCUCCUCAGGGGUGAUGCUGCAUGUGCUCUCAAAGGCAUCAGCAGUGUUAUAGAUGGGGUGUUUCCAGACCUCCUGGUUGGAGGCCAGAGCAGACCAGUUAUGAUGAUCAAUGUGGCCAAGGCUGAGAUGUUGUUUCAGGCAGUCCUUGUAUCUCCUCUUCGGGGCUCCUCUCUUGCGGCAGCCGGUGGGCAAGUUCCCCAUAAAGCAGGACCUUCGGGAGGCGGUGGUUGGUCCUUCAUCCUGGAGACGUGCCCUGCCCAGCUCAGCUGUGUUCUCAGCAACAUGGCCUCAAUGCUUGUGCCUGCUGCCUGUUCUAGAACAGACGUAUUGGUCACAUCAUCUGACCAGGGAUGUUUAGGAUUGUGCAGAGACAGCGUUGAUGGAAGCGUUCGAGGAGCCGCAGGUGGUGGCGGUGGAUGACCCACGAUUCAGAUCCGUAGAAGAGAGUAGACAGCACUAUGGCUCUGUAAACACUGAUCUUGGUGCUUUUCUUCAGGUGUUUAUUUCGCCAAUCUCUUUGAUGGAGCCUUCCAAAAGCUCUCGAUGCCUUUGCUAACCUGUUGUCUGUCUCUCCGUCAAUCUCACCGUCCGAGGAGAUGAGGCCCCCCAGGUAAUUAAACUGCUGGACUGAUUUGAGCUCUGAUUGGCCAAUGGUGAUGUGGGGUGAUGGAAGCCUUCCUGAGGUGCAGGUUGAUAGAGAACUUGUGUCUUCUUCAAGCUGAUGCCCAGCCCAAAGAGCUCAGCAGCCUCAGCACAGCAGGAUGUUAAACGCUGCAGAGCUGCCACUGUGUGAGCCACGAGGGCGGCGGCUGUCAGCGUAAAGCAGCUCCCGGACAAGAUGGUUUAAGGUCUUGGUGUGGGCCUUCAGUUGCCUUAGGUUGAAAAGGCUUCCAUGGGUACGAUAUGGGAUGUAGAUCCCACCUUCUUCAUCAAGGUCUGCCGUGGCCCUUUGGAGCAUCCUGCUAGAAAAGAUUGUGAACAGGGUUGGUGCAAGAACACUGCCUUGUUUCACACCAUGGGAUAUUAGAAAGGGCUCAGAGAGUGCAUUGCCAUAUCUGACUUGGCCGUGCUGAUCCUCAUGGAGCGAGAUGAUCAUUUUAAGGAACUUGGGGGGACAACCUAAACAUUCCAAAAUCUGCCACAGACCUUUCCUGCUCACAGGAUGGAAAGCCUUGGUGAGCUCAACAAAGGUUCCAGAGAGACCUUUGUUCUGUUCCCUGCACUUCUCUUGCAGUUGUCUGAGAACAAACCCCAUGUCUGUGGUCCCCCUGUUGGCUCUGAAACCACCUUGGACAGGCCUCUUUGGACACCUGGCCUCAAAUUCUACAGCAGGUUUUAUGCUACGGAUGGCAAGCAGUGAACUGAUAUUUGCUGGAAAAGGACCGAAUAAUCUUUUCCCAAAGACAGAUUCUCUUUUGUCACUGAUCUUCUUGCUUAUUCCAAGAAAGACUGCACCACCUAAGCUACCAAGAGAAGCCAUGAAUCACAGAAUCCUAGCAAAAAUCAAGAACUAACAGUAAAGAACAGGGAUGGUUUGGUUUAGUGCUGAAUGCCAUGGGUAUAAACGGCAGGUCUGAGAUAAAGAAGCUUUUUUCCAGUUUAGCCUCCUCACCCCCUGUCCUAUUGUGACAGGCCCUACUGAACCCUUUGCCCACAUGUUUCUAGAAGCUGCCUUGAAGUCCUGGAAGGCCUCAAGGAGGU